GCCCCUUGGAGUUGGUCAGAUCAGACUAGAACCUUCGCCUGUACAGACCUAAAUUUCGUGUCUCUCAACCUGCCACAGCACCGGUUCCAAUCCCAAACCUCCGUUCAGUUAUGUUUCUGCCCAAAAGUUCCUCGGUACUUCGCCCGCAGUUCCUCAAUGGGGUGAAGACACUAGUUCAGUCCCAGUUUCAGGCUUUGUCACAGAUCGACCGACGCUUUGCCCACUCCGACGACAGGUGCGCCAACAAGAAAACCAGAAAGUGCGAACAGAGUCCACCCAAGGGUGUGGGGUUGCCCCCAGGACGACGACACUCUCACACGGAUGAUAAGUGCGCGAAGAAGCAAAAGAACGAGCGAAAGUGCGAGAAGUUCGUCUCCCAGAACGCCAAAAAGCCGGAAUGCAAGCCGCCCCACGUCCACGUGCCCAAAUUCUACAGGCAGCUGAAUCCCUGCAAGACGGACAAGGAGCUAUCGGAGCUGCAUCCCAAGUACCUGGGUGUGUGGGGUCGCUGCGACAUCCCCUACAAGCCGGAGCCCGAGUGCCUGGAUCCCUGUGACUUGGCCGAGCGCUUGGAUGACAAGUACUACAAGCCCAGCAAAUCCCUGGACCGCCAGUUCGACCAGUACUGGGUGGAGUGCUUCUUCCGCAAACAGAAGCGCUGCUGCCGCAAAGUUGCACCUGAGCGCACCUACCGCGUGAUACGCAAUAAGUGCGCUGCCGCUCCCAAGAAGACCAACUGUUUCACCGUGAAUCCCAUGCCCUGCAAGCAGGAGGCCAAGGUCGGCCCCUGUCCCAAGAUGAAGCUCUGCGAGUGUCCGACGGCAACGGCCGAAAUCAAUUGCAAGCUGGUGCGAAGACACACCAGAUGCCGCCGUCGCGCCUGUCAGUAUCCCAGCUUCUCGGAGUGCCAGCACGAGGAGCUGAACACCUCCAGACCCAUAGAGUGCCGCUGCCUGGAGGUGCCUCCCACUUGCCUCGUCUACCGCCACGCCCUCCUCGACCGUCGACUUCCCUGUGAGCCGCUGAAGCCGCGUGGCUCGUGUUAAAGGAGGUGGACUUUGGAUUAGGACACCCACUCGUGGUGCUUCAACCAUAGGCAGAUAAAUUAAUAGUGCUAAUAAAAGAUGCGAAAUUUUUGGUGAAAUAAAUGUUGCCCUAUGAUCACUUUAAAAA
Molecule: messenger RNA, 1173 nt
Organism: Drosophila teissieri
Lineage: Eukaryota; Metazoa; Arthropoda; Insecta; Diptera; Drosophilidae
Exons: 1
Coding region: 111-1046 (311 amino acids)
Source: RefSeq, a predicted model, not a curated record